This is a messenger RNA of Mizuhopecten yessoensis (Yesso scallop), 12627 nucleotides long. RefSeq names its product protein bark beetle-like. The coding region runs from base 224 to 10312 and encodes 3362 amino acids. Gene Ontology annotation, cellular component: membrane. The record is from RefSeq and is a predicted model, not a curated record. NCBI's taxonomy places the organism in Eukaryota, Metazoa, Mollusca, Bivalvia, Pectinida, Pectinidae. The transcript has 15 exons.
GUCCUGAAUUUGAAUCGAGGCCAUUGUGUGUGGACAGAAAAUACGUACUGGAUUUCCGGGUACUUGUGGUGUCAGGUGUUGGUCAAGCAAUCGAGGUUGCUCACCUUUCGGACAUCAUGUUUCGUCGUUUUAUUAUUGUGUUUAAAGAAGUUUGUGAUUAGACUACCUGCAGUCAGGUAAAGCGAUAUGUAAAAUACAUCCGGAACCGAAACUGACAACAAACAUGGCGGUCUCCGUCUUAUUUUCGGUGUUAUAUUUAACUUUUGUGUGUUUUGUUGAUGUCGGUUGGGGACAGAGAAUUACUCCCCCACCCCCUGGGAACUUACCUGUAGUGUCGGAUGGUAUUGUAUACAAUCUCCGACAUGUACCUGCCAUAUGCCGGGAGCCGCGCGUGUUGGAUCCAGAUGAAAUCAAGUUUGGGAUUGUUAUCAAAGGCUCGAAAAAAGCAUUGAUGAGGGAUCAAAGUCCUUACAAAGUGUACGGAAACAUCGAGCUGGAUAGCAAGGCUUGCCUCUACAUCGAACCUGGCACUACAAUGCACUUCGGUGCAGGUUAUGGAAUGAUUAUUAACGGAACUUUGAUAGCAAGAGGAAGUGAAGGACCAGGCGGACGGAUAACCAUGACUAAAGAUCCCGAGGGGAUUAACGUAGUAGGGAGUAGUUCCCCUUUCCCUACUACAGCUCGACUGAUGGAUGGAAACACUACACGAGAUGGCAAACUGGAACUCUUCUACAAAGGCAAAUGGAGGGGCGUGUGCACCAAUUAUCUCAAUUACUCCAAGAUAGAUGCCAAUGUGACGUGUAAACACCUUGGAUUUGUCGGGGGCAACUUCACCUACCAUUCGUUCUCCCGUAACAGGACAGAGUACAUGUUUUACCCACGCCCUGAGUGCUCAGGGACUGAAACAGAUCUUUUCAACUGCCCAGGAAAUCAGCGCAUUAACGUUGGCACACACAUUUGUGAUGGACAACAGUUGAUCGGUUUUGAGUGUAUAGGUUUGCGAUCUGACUUGGCUAUGGAUUAUUGGCGUGGACUUGAGUUCUAUAACUCUACAACAGAAUCUAUCAAGGAAGAAAUCAUCAUUCGCAAGGAGCCACUGUCCUGGUUGGAAUACCUUGACAUAUCUUACGCUGGGCGAGACAUUAACAGAAAUGACGGCAUGAUUCAUGGUCGCGCCAGCAUCAGUGCUAGUCCUGAUGUUCCUUUGAUGAACAACGUGACUAUCACCAAUGGAGCGUACGACGGCCUCAACAUGACGGAGAUUACCGGGCGUAUACAUAUAGCCAACAGCACAGUAGCAGACAACAGAGGUUACGGAGCAUUCAUCCAGAGUAAUGUUGGUCGUGUGUUGAUAAACAUGACUGACAUGGACAACAACUGGGGGGACGGGGUGAAGAUGUAUAUGACAAACUUCACCAUCCAUGACUGGGACAGUGACUUUCCUGCUGAUGUCUCUUUCUGUCGGUCAGCUAACUUACUGUACCAAACCUACCCUGUUCUCGUACAUGAAAACAUUAUUGAUGACUACGGGAAUAAACCAACAUGGGACGGUCGAGACUGUGAAAAGGUAUACCGUGGGUAUGGAAAGCGGAUCACUGUCCACUUCCUGUUGAUGGAGAGAGCUCCCUCUGUGUCUGGUUUUAUGACGAUCUAUGAUGGGGCAGGUAGUAGUGGAAAUAUUUUGGCGACAUUUCCUUUCAACAACGGCUCGUUUCCUCAGUCCAUCACCAGUGACACAGAUACUCUUACUGUCCGUUUAAACUACACUUUACCAACACUAACAAAACCCACAGACCCAAAGAAACAGUGGUGCGAGGUGUUCCGCCCUUGUGUUCGCUUUCUCUUGGAAAUAACAGCUGCAGAAGGUCCAGAGGAAGAGUUCCGCUUCAUCAACUCUAGUGCAUCUAACAACAAUGGCUAUGGGGUCAAUAUCCAGGACAUGAGGAGCAAAGUCUCCUUUAACUCAUCUGUUGUGUCUGACAAUAAGUAUGGUGCAGGAAUACGGAUCUACCAGGGUGCUGGCGAGAUCGCUAUAAACAAUACUGUUGUGGAGCGUAAUUUGCGAUCAGGUGUGAAUAUAACGUACUCUGGGGGCUAUCAGCUUGUCAACAACUCAAAAAUCAUUGACAACAGGGGAUACGGCAUCAUUUCUGAAUAUGAACGCCUCAACAAAACAAGAUUUGAACUUCUCCAGAAAAUAGAAAUUGUCCAUAGCCACUUUGAGUUCAAUCAAUGGAUUGCCCUACGUAUAGGAAACUAUUGCCGCGGUGGUCGUAUUCUCGUGAAUGAGAGUAACUUUAAUUUCAACUUUGAUGAGGCCAUAGAGUAUUUGUCAUGCAAUGUAUCAACAAUGGUUCCUACUAAUUUCAGUCUGGCCUUUAAUAUGUUCAAUGGAAACGUACGUCACGGAGUGCUCAUGUUUCCUAUGGUUAACACUAUAGGGCGACUGACAAACAACACCUUCAGAAACCAUAGUCUGGGAGCUGUACGAAUAGACAAUGGUUAUGAUCUGCUGAUAAGUAAAUGGUAUUCAGAUUUUGGAGUGAGUUAUGAAAUAUUUGAAAAUAUCUUUAAAGAAAAUUAUGGGCGUUAUGCUAUCAGUAUGCGUUUAACACAAAGUAGUCCAUUUCAGAAAAUUGUCUUUAGCUUUAAUUCUGUGGUAGACAAUUACAUCAAUGACACUUCGGAUUUCCUUAAUCCCAGAAACCGGGCCAACGCUCCAAUAAUUGUGUCGUCAGGCAAUAUUUUAGUGCAAAGAAACAGAAUCUUCAAUCCUCAUUCGGUGCGUGAUAUGGCUACUCAUCUUGUUGACCCGUCAGUCAUAAUUAAAGGAGAUUUGAACUGGUGGGAGACCAUCAGUCAUGAGUAUAUGUACGGCAGGAUUUUUGACAAUGAUGAUCGCUACAAUUUGGCAGAAAUAGAGUAUUACCCAGCAUUACGUGAUAACUGGCUUUAUGGACCGUUGUCUACUGCAGAGUACCCAAAAUACCGCUGGGUCUUCUCGCGUGGUGGACGUAUCGGUGGUGUUUUAGACACACCAGGAUUUACAACUGAAUCUGGAAUACAAACAUAUCAUGUUGAUAAGGAUAUCUUUAUCCGUCCCGGUGUAACAUUUACCAUCCGCCCUGGCACUACUCUGGAGUUCGAGAACUCCAUUGGAAUGGUCGUUCAUGGAAGACUGAAGGCUGAUGGUGGAUCAGCAAAUACGCCCAUUGUCUUUCAGCUGCGAGAAACCUUGGAUGUCAUUGCAAUAGAGAACAGGACAGCAUCUGUACGCCUCGUGGAUGGUACAGACGAGUACGAGGGACGACUGGAGGUGCUCCUUGACAAUGCGUGGGGCACUGUCUGCAAUGAUGGAUGGACUCCACUGGACUCUAGUGUGGUCUGCCAACAGCUAGGUUUAACCUUUAACCCUGAAUUCGGAGAGGCUCUGAAUAAGAAUGCAGGAUUGAUUUCAACACAGAAAAUGCACAUGAGUGGUGUAGAUUGUGACCAGCUAGACACUGACCUCACGAAAUGCCGGUCACUCCGGGAUGACCAGUUCUCUUGUGAUCCACGCAAUAUUGUCUUUUUACGCUGCCAACUUUCAACCUGGUCAGGCGUCACCAUUCCUGCUGUGCCUACUGGAGGAAGUCAGGAAGAUACUCAGAUCCGUCACGUUAUCAUCCGUAACGCUGGACUUCUGGACUACGAGGAGAUGAAGUACACACCAGCACUCAGGAUAGAUUAUAUGUUCUAUAAAAUGACCGGUCUACAGGUUCUCAACUCAGCAUCGGAUGGCGUUGUUGUCAAAUACAGCAACCCACACACAGAAAACUUGUUUGAAUUCUGUAAAUUUGAUAACAACCUCGGACAUGGUUUCCUAACAAGGAGUCCCUAUCUUCGAAUGUUUUACACCACAAUGAGCGGUAACUUCAAGUCAGGCUUUGCCUAUGAUCCAUUCUUCACAGAAUAUGAGGCCCUAAGUGUCCGCAAUUUUAUUCACAGGGACAGAAUAAUAUCUUUUACACAGACCCCUAUGUAUAACCUGGGUGACAGUUCUAUGAUUUUCAUCACGACCUCCUCAGGGUCAGGAGAGGAGAGACAUACAUACGAUAUGGAGAUCGCUGUGACAUUUCGUUAUCGUAUCACCCUGCAAAUCCUUGAUUACAACCCUCUCACGACCAUUGAAUCUGUCACAAUUUACGAUUCAAGCCAAGACACUAUCGGUGAGAGCACCAACAAGUGGGAGAUAGAGAAGGAUUUGGUUGACUUCCCUAUUGUUUCUACCUCGACUCGACUCACCAUUCGUCUGGUUGUCACGGGAGUGAGGACAGAUAGGCUUACCUUUGCUGCGCAUUCACAUGUUUAUUCCCCAACAUUCCCGAUGUCAAGUAUUUACGUGUACAACUCUACGAUGGCUAACAACUAUCAGGGCAUCGUAACUAAACAUUACAACAACCCCUCCAAUGAGAAAAGUGAGAUCUUCCACCGUGCUAAAGAAGAAGAGAUCAAGUUUGUCAUGGUGCAGGUAUAUAGGAACAAAAUGGAGGCGAUGUAUAUUCCAAGCCUUACAAAAUAUCACGAGAAUUUUUUACCAACCCUUGAGGAAAUGACGCGUCCAGAACGUAUCGGGAUGAUCACGUACAAGAUUGAGCGGACCAAGUUUUUGGACAAUGGAAGAGGUUUGGUGGGGGACCAUAACCAUGUGGACUUUGCCAAUAAUGUCUGGCAUUGGAAUAUCACCGACUGUGAGUUCAAAAAUACGGCAGACGGCGGGUUUGACAUAGAACUACCACGUGUCAAUGACAUGCUGGAAAGGAAAUUUCAUUCGAUAUUCAUACAGGAAUCAAGAUUUGUAAACAAUCCACAAUUUGGAUUUUCAGUGAAUGGUUACUACGCCAAUGUGACGAUGAUCAGAAAUGUUCUGUCUGGUAAUGUAUGUCCCCGAGGGCUGGUCACAAUUGGAGGGAUGGAAAAAGAAAUCACAUUUCAACACAACAGUCUGGUUGGGAAUAUCGCAAAAUACAUGUUUGAGUUGAACACACAUAGUCACUCGGAGUAUUCAGGUGCCGUGAGUGGAAUGUUCUCCCAUAAUCAGGUACAGGGUAAUAACCCUCCUAUCAACAGUUUUGUGUCUGGUGCUACAAACAUUCCACAGACGUACUCCAUCGCCCUGCGAGGUGUGCAGCAGAUCAAACUCCAUAGGAAUCUAAUAGAUAACCCACAGCUACAGUAUGAACUGGUAGCAGCCAUUUCCUCACUGUCCCUAGACACUGUGCUGGAUGUCACAGAGAACUGGUGGGGUACCCAGUUCCAAAAUGCCAUCCAGAAGAGAAUUUUUGAUUUUGAUGACUGGAAUAACUAUGCUCUUGCAAAGUAUUUCCCACAGUUGACAGUGGGAGAUAUAAAUAGUCUACCAGCGACAGGCUCUGCAUUUAAACCCCCUCUUGACCUGGAAAGACUUGGAGGUCGAGUACAUGCAGACUUAUCCCUCCCAUACAAGGGUACCCCAUACACAGUCGUUUCUGAUCUAACUGUGAUGCCGGGAGCAAAACUGGUCAUUGAACCGGGAACUGUCAUUGAAUUUCAUCCAAAUGUUGGCAUUCUUGUCCUUGGUCAGAUAGUUGCAAGAGGACUGCCAUUCGCUAGAAUAACAUUGCGGCCUAUUGCAUCUAAUGCACGUGUCAAAAGGGCCGUAAUUGACAGUUAUAACACUUCUGUCAGGCUACAUAGAGAUAAUUCAGGCAAAAUACCUGAAAAUGAGGGAUUUCUGCAACUGUUCAAUAUUUCUUCCCAGUCAUGGAACUUCAUGUGUGACAGCCAUUUCAAUGAGAAGAUGGCGGAGGUGGUAUGUCGCAGUCAGGGUUUGGAGACGGUAAAUGUAGAUGUUCGGUUUACACAUUUGUAUGAUCACUACAUCUUCGGCGAGCCCAUGUACUUCCUAAAGGAGUUCUGGAGGUAUUCCUAUUAUUGCCAUGGUGAUGAGGCUGGACUAGACAGCUGUAUGAAGCGUGUUAACUAUGACAUUCAGAAAUGCAUUCAAGCAGCCAAUUAUACAUAUAUCAGGUGUGGUAGGAGGAACUUAGACUUUGGCUAUCAAUACUGGGGUAAUAUUAGAAUAGCACCUCCAACUUAUGAAGAAGAAAUUAAACCUGUUAUCAAACUUGAGGAUAGAUCUGUCUUAGAAUAUAUUGAUAUACACGGAGCUGGUAUGCUGCAUGGUGAAAAAGUAGGAGCUGUACAGGCCACUUACGACACACCAAUCAUCAGCAACCUCAACAUAACGGGAUGCCUGCUGAACGGCCUCGACAUGGUAGCUCCGAGACAUGAAAUGAAGGCACACAUGCUAAACAUCUCCGGAAAUCUUGGAUACGCUGUCAACAUGCUCAUACUUAAUGGCGAGUCAAGGGACAUUGACAUGUCAUCGUUCACUCCCCUCCACCUCAACACCGUACCCUACAACAUACAUGGGCUGGUAGACAUAUGUAAGAUGGAGAAGGAAAUCUCCAUUAAUAAUCGUCUGAUUGUCUUUUACAAAUACUCCCAGACUGCUCUGGACUGUGUUAAGAUUGUCACUUCCCAGAAUGCUCUGCGUAGAGUCUCUCUCAGGUUUCUGCAGUUCAACCUGUACCAUGAUGAUUUUUAUCGUAACACAAUUGAAAUAUUUGAUGGAAAGACAGUUUCGCUGGCCACAGAAAUGGGAGAACUCACUUACAAUAGCAGUAGGUAUGACAUCUCAAGACGCUACCUCAGUUCUGGUAGUUCCAUCGCCAUUCACAUCCACGCCUCACCUUCAUUUGGAGAGUAUGGAUUCAUCGCUGAGGUUGUUGCCUUCCCGCUAUCAGGAUUAACCUACCCAGACAGUAGUUACAAUCACAUUCUUCAACACAUUGAAAUGAAAGGUAAUGAAGAUGGAGCCAUCUUGUACAAGAACGUUGGUGAGGUGAACCCUUCCCUGUAUGUCGAUCAAUGUUGGAUCGAAGGAAACGGUGUGGCCAUCUUAAAUUUGACCUCUCCUCCUGUCAUAGACAUUGGUCUACAGGAUACAAAGAUCUUCAUUUUUGAGCACAAUUUUGUCAGUCAGAAUUUAGGAGGAAUGUAUGUAGACGCGAUUACACAGUCUGUAGCGACACACAUUCGUGGAAAUAUCUCAAACAAUGUGUUUUCAUUUGGUAGACAUGGUGAAACAUUGAGAAUAACUGGUCAUCACUAUCAGCGUUUCCGCCUACAUGAAAACUACAUUUUCAACAACACUGCUGGUGACUUUGUAAACACAGUCUAUAUAGAUAAUGUCGGGAUGAACGCCACAUUCAACGUCAUUGGAAAUAACACUGCCCAUCACAUUGUCAAGGUGUUCGGUCAGCAGAACACUGAAGCCACACAGAUGUUCCUGGGAAAUAUGUGGUUUGAGAACAACACCACUGCAAAGUAUCGCUCCAUCUUCAAAGUCGGCGGAGGCAAACCUCUCGUAAACAACAACUACUUUGUCAACUUGGAGAGUGACUUUGAGAUGGAGGCUAAUCAUAAACAAGGAGUAGCUGACGAUGCUAUUGAUGCCACCAAAAACUGGUGGGGCUCAAACAGACUUGGCUACAUUAACGGGAAGAUCUGGGACAGCUCGGAUAAUGACACCCUUGUGUCCAUCACCGCUGAUCCCUACAGAGUAUCUAACCAGUCAAUUAUAGAUGGUAAAUGUGCUCCUGGCUGGAGGAUACAUGAAAACCGUUGCUAUAGAUACAUGGGAGCCGCCCUGCCUUAUCACAAUGCCAUCAGCUUUUGUAGAAGGGUGAAUGGAUUUCUGGCGGAGGUGAAGGGCCGUGAGAACUUCAUUAGAUACCUGAUACGUACCACAGAGAGUGUGUACAAAGAAACCCAGCGUGUGUGGAUAUAUGCUGAAGUGGCUGGGGGUUAUUGUAGCUCCUUUGAGGAUAACUUCAUUGUUGCAGAGCAGGAGUGUCAUCGCAAGUUUCUACCAUUUGUUUGUGAGAAAGACCCGUACAUUCUACCGCCUGGAUCUGAAGUCCUGACCAUGGCCAUUGCCAUCUCUGCCAGCGUGUUUGGAAUAGCAAUCAUCAUAAUUGUUGUCCUCCUCAUCUUGUGGCGCGUUAAGUCUCGGCAGCGAAAAGAAGAACAGUUUGGGCGCACACAAUCAAUAAGGAUGUCAAAGACGUCGCUCAACAAGUCAAGAUCAACAAUCGCUAUGCUGGACGAUAAAUAUUCUGUGUCUGGUGUGUCAUCACGAAGUAGAUACUCUGAUGAAAAAUCAAUGAUGGCAUCUGCAAUGAGUCUCACUAGUGAAAAACGAGGGCACCGUGACAGCAGGUAUGAUUCAAAUGGAUAUAUUGGGUCACGUGACAGAUUGCAUGAAAAUGGGCGAGCAAGAUCACGUGACCAAAUGGACAGUGAGCGACGUCUUGGAAACCGGGAUGACAGAUUAAACAGUAGUAAUAGGAGGCUUGGCUCAAGAGAUCGACUCAAUAACAAUGGUAGGUAUGGAUCACAAGGUGGACUUCAGGAUGAUCGAAAGUAUGGAUCUCGAGACGGGCUCAAUGAUCAACAGCGAUCAAAAUCACGUGACAAACUGGAUGAAAAGAUGCGAUCUGGUUCAAGAGAACGAUUGAAUCGUUCAGAAGAGAGACUUGACAGAGUGUUACUUGAGCGACAGACUCGUUCAAAUCUUCAUCAACGUGAUAACAAGAAAAAUGGCACAAUUCAGAAAAAUGGUACAGUUCCAAAAGAGAGACAAACUGGCUCUCCCCAAGAAAAGAAGCGUCUUGUUCCAGCUUAUCUCGAUAAUCAAGAUACAGAUGUAGGCUAUACAGAUGAUGGGUUUUCAGAAAAUGAAUUUGAUGAUUUUACAACUACUGCUGAUGAAGGUGGAAAGGAUCCUAAUGAUACAGAUGCUGCUAGCACAGUGAUCAACUUUCAUACAACUAAGAAACCACCCCAUGUGGAAAAUGAAAUUGAUUCCCUCCACGUAAAACCUUCAAUGAAUGACCUUUAUCAGAAUCACACAUUUAACAGCACACCUAGUGUAGACCUUAGUGGGGCUAAGUCACUGUCCAGUUUUUAUCAGCCAGAGAGUCCCGGUGAACGUCCACCUACGCCACCUCCUCCACUUCCUGUUGAUCAAUACCCUUCAAAGUCUCGGAACCAGUCCACAGACCAUGAGCCCGUCCCACAACCCCGGCAACGUCCAACACCAGUCCCAAGGUCAUUACAAAACAGUCGGGAAAGGAUGGAUCCGGGUAGUGGCUCUGAGAGGAGUGGACCAAUCAACCCUGCACUCAGAUUUCAAAACGCGCCAGGCAGACCUCCGCUGCAUCUGAGUAGAGAGAGUCUGAAUUAUCUAGACAACAGACGUGAGUGGAUGACUGAUCAGAUGCCGGAGAAACAAGAGGAUAGUGAAGAAGAAACCGAAACUGAAACAGAAUCGGAGACAGAAAGCAGCGAAGAAAGCUACGAAGAAGAGGAGAAAUUCACUGACAAGAAAGAUUUACCACAUCCAGUUACCUAUCAUACAGACCCCCACAACAGGCCUAACAGCCGUGAGAAUUUGUAUGAUCCGAAAACCUAUAUACCUCCUCCUUAUGAGCCUCCUCCUUAUGAAGCCCCUACAUAUGGUAACCUACCAGAUGAUGAUUAUACCCAUAGGAGUCGCAGUCGGGAAAACCUUCCUCAGUCUUUUAGUACAAUGGACGGUGGACAGAGCCACCAUCCCCAUGACUACAAUCCGGCACCCCCUGUUAACCCUGGAAGUAUAAAUUUAGGCUUUAACAGAAGCCGUGAGAAUAUACCUGAAGCCAUGAGCAACAUGGACUACUUGAAGGAUGUUCCCUAUGGUGGUGCUAGUAAUGACAGGUAUCGGCCAGGCUUUGACAAUGGUGCCUUUGUUGCCAGUCCCAAGCACAGCCCAACAGAGCCAAUGGGGAGUGUUAAUGAUGUUCGAGGAAGUAACCAAUAUCUUGACCAACUGUCAAGGAGUCGGGAAAAUCUCCAAGGCUACCCAGGUCAUGGAAACCAAGGCAACAUGGGUAGCCGAAAUGACGUUAGUAGGAGUCGACAGAGUUUAGAUCAUUUAUCGCGGAGUCGGGAAAAUCUCCAAGGCUACCCAGGUCAUGGAAACCAAGGCAACAUGGGUAGCCGAAAUGACGUUAGUAGGAGUCGACAGAGUUUAGAUCAUUUGUCGCGGAGUCGGGAAAAUAUUCAUGGAAGUAUGUUGAGUGUUCAUAGUCAGCACCGGAGUAGAGACAAUCUCGGAGUGGUGUAUUUGGACAGUGAUAGGUCACAAUCAGGCAGUCGUCCACAGCCAAUAGAAACCGAAAUAUAACAGGGAAAUCUGCUUGCAAUUAACAUGAUUUUAUGUAUUUUAGCUAAAACAGUCAAACAUUAAUUGCCUUUUGAUGCAUAUCAAUUAAUAAUAUCAUCCAAUUUUAAGAUGAUUUGAUUGAAUCUUACAUUGGAUGUAAAAUGCACAUAUCAUAAUUAAAUGUAUAAUUUUUUUGCCAUUGAAAGUUGAAUAAUUAUUAUAAUUGAAAUUGUAACUUCAUGUAUAUACACAUGUAAUGCAAUUCAAAUUUAAUUUUAACCGAAUCUUCAGACAUUUUUACUGAAGUCUAUUUCAUGAUUUUAAUACUGCAUGCUACAAAGUUAUAUGUAAUUGAUUAUGCAAAAAAUGUUUGUUAUAUUAAUAUGAUUAAUCUUGACUUUAUUUAUUUGAAUAAUACAACAAAUAGAUUAAGGUGAUAUGGUAUGAUCUUUAUACUGUUACAAACUUAUGUUAUCAAAUAAUAUACACUAAAAGUAAUUUGUAAAAUAUGCAAAAAGAGGUAUGACCAGUAAGCAUUCACAUUUCCCUAAAACUCUUGGAGCUUCGAUUUAGUUGAAUCUGCUCAAGUGACCACACCCAUUAGGAAACCACCUCCCAUUGAGAAACUAUCUCCCAUUAAGAAACUAUCUCCCAUUAAGAAACAACCUCCCAUUAAGAAACCGCCUCCCAUUUAGAAACUAUAUCCAUUAAGAAACCACCUCCCAUUAUGAAACUAUCUCCCAUUAAGAAACCACCUCCCAUUAAGAAAUUAUCACCCAUUAAGAAACCACCACCCAUUAAGAAACCAUGGCCACGUCCCAUUAAGAAACUUUCUCCCAUCAAUAAACCACCUCCCAUUAAGAAACUAUCUCCCAUUAAGAAACCACCUCCUAUUAAGUGAUCACACCCAUUACUCAAUAAUUCUCCAUCUUUAGAGAUCACUAUUUACUUAUACCAACAAAGCCCUUUUAACUUUAUCAAAAUCUCUUUGCUAAGAGAGCUCUUUAAACCUUCCAAAAAGCAUUUUAUGCUGGUAGCAUUCUCUGAAGACUAAAUACAAUAUUCACCUAAAUUUAGGUGUUUUUAAUUUCAUAUAGUAUAAAGCUUAUAUUUCAAAUGCACCGAAUAGAAAAAAACAAAAAGUGCUAAUAUACCUAUAUGGUAGAUGUAUCAGAUCUGUGUAUGGCUUUGUUUCCACAAUCCAUGUAAUUUUGCCCUAGAUAAAUAAGAAUUAGCAAACACCGUAUUUUGUUUAUGUACAUGUAUGUAAUGUAGCUGUUCCAAGGCCUGUACCUAUAUGUAUGUUUUCCCGUUUUAUAAUUUACCCACUUUAGGGAAAUAUGGGCGUUUUACUGCCAUACCUCUCCCAAUGAACAGCUAUACAUGUACUUAUUGUUGUUUGAAGUUUUGACUCCAGUGCCUUGUUUAUAAGAGACUUUUGAUUUUUGGUGAGUUAAAAUUGUUUUUUAAAGUAGUAUCACCCGAAUAAUUUAGAUGAUCCAAAAUUUUAUUUUUUCAUUGUUGAAGAAUUUUGUGAGAAAUCACUUGAUUUUUUUAUGUUGGCUAGUUUUUGCAUUCUGUGUAUGUGUUUCCACUAUGAUAAUCAAUGAACUGGUGAAUUUUGAAACACUUAAGCAGAUCAUUUAACUUGAUGAUGUUUCAGUUAAUAUAACUAUAACGGAAAAAAAUCAAGAAUUUUUCUAUUAAUUAUUUCAAAUUGCCAAGGUCAGGUAUUCGAACAAGUGACAUACACUUUAAUUAGGUUAACUUGUACAGAAUUUACAAUGAAUUUAUAAUUGAUUUAAGCUAGGUUAAUUAACUUUUACUUGAUUUACGUUGGGCAAACCUAUAUUUGACUUACAGUGAGCCCACAUGUACAUGACUUACAGUGGGCCCACAUGUACAUGACUUACAGUGAGACCACAAGUACAUGACUUACAGUGAGCCCACAUGUACAUGACUUACGGUGAGCCCACAUGUACAUGAUUUACAGUGAGCCCACAUGUAAAUGAUUUACAGUGGGCCCACAUGUACGUGACUUACAGUGAGCCCACAUUUACAUGAUUUACAGUGGGCCUACAUGUACAUGAUUUACAGUGGGCCCACAUGUACAUGAUUUACAGUAAGCCCACAUGUACAUGACUUACAGUGAGCCCACAUGUACAUGACUUACAGUGAGCCCACAUGUACAUGAUUUACAGUGGGCCUACAUGUACAUGACUUACAGUGGGCCCACAUGUACAUGACUUACAGUGAGACCACAAGUACAUGACUUACAGUAAGCCCACAUGUACAUGACUUACAAUGAGCCCACAUGUACAUGACUUACAGUGAGC